This is a messenger RNA of Penicillium antarcticum, 1014 nucleotides long. Its product is annotated as aromatic alcohol reductase. The record is from RefSeq and is a predicted model, not a curated record. Lineage: Eukaryota; Fungi; Ascomycota; Eurotiomycetes; Eurotiales; Aspergillaceae. Gene Ontology annotation, molecular function: oxidoreductase activity. The transcript has 2 exons. Bases 1 to 1014 code for a protein of 337 amino acids.
AUGCCCAAGUUCGCCAAAAACCAGUCCGUCGGCUUUAAGAAUACUAUCGAAAGAGUGGCCAUUGUGGGCGCUGGGGGUAUCAUUGGAUCACAUAUUGCCAACGCCCUUCUGGCAACCGGAAGACACACAGUCACAGCUCUUUCCCGCAAAGACAGCAGUAAUAGACUCCCCAAGGGCGUCCUAGUCGCUUCAGUCGACUACAAUGAUGAAGCCACCAUUAUUGCCGCCCUCAAGAACCAGCAAUUCUUUAUUAUAACCAUGGCCCCCACCGCACCCCGCGACACCCACAGCAAGCUCGUCCAGGCAGCCUCCAAGGCCGGUAUUCCCUACGUCAUGCCUAACGGAUAUGCCAGCGACAUUGACGACAUCAAACUCGGCGAAGACACAAUGCUAGGCCCCAUAGCCAAGGCUAACAGGGACGAGAUUGAGAGACUCGGCAUGCAGUGGAUCACCGUGUGCUGUGGCUUCUGGUACGAUUACAGCUUGGCGGGCGGAGAUUCACGUUUUGGGUUCGAUUUUGACAAGCGUUCCCUGACACUCUAUGACGAUGGCAACACCAAGAACUCGACAUCGACGUUGAGGCAGGUUGGGCGCGCCGUGGCCAAGGUCCUGAGCCUUAAUGAGCUUCCCGAUGAUGAAAAUGAUAACAGCCUUACUUUGUCGACAUUCUUCAACAAGGGCGUGUACGUUAAGAGCUUUGAGGUCUGUCAAAAUGAUAUGUUUGGGAGCGUUAAGCGUGUCACUGGCACCACUGACGCCGAUUGGACUAUUACCCGCGAGGAUACCAAGAAGCGAUACGAGGAUGGUCUGGCGCAAGUGAGGACGGGUAAUAUGGCUGGAUUUAGUAAGAUGCUGUAUGCGAGGGCUUUUUACCAGGAUCUUUCUAGUGAUCUCGCGGCCAAGGCGCAGAAUGAGCUUCUUGGUUUGCCGGAUGAGAGCCUGGAUGAGUCUACCCAGGUUGGAAUCGAUUUGGUCAAGGAGCUGCAGCUUCGAGUUGAGCGUAUGGCGGCUUAG